Messenger RNA from Fonsecaea pedrosoi CBS 271.37, 1842 nucleotides. RefSeq lists its product as uncharacterized. The record is from RefSeq and is a predicted model, not a curated record. The transcript has 5 exons. The coding region runs from base 1 to 1842 and encodes 613 amino acids. NCBI's taxonomy places the organism in Eukaryota, Fungi, Ascomycota, Eurotiomycetes, Chaetothyriales, Herpotrichiellaceae. Gene Ontology annotation, biological process: anterograde axonal transport. Gene Ontology annotation, cellular component: mitochondrion.
AUGGCUUCUGAGGAGACGGCUCCAAUGACAGAGGUCCCUGUUAAAGUGCCGCAACCUGCUGAUGGAGCUCCUCCGUCGAUAGCUGAGCCUGCUUCAGGGACCGUCGCGGAGAUGUCGGGAGCUCUUCCCGCUGAGAAAUCCACUGAGACAGACCCGGUUCAAGCGACAGAUAGCGCGACAGCAAAUGGCCCUGUAGAGGAUGCAGCGGCGCCGCCUCAGGAGACACAAGAAUCAGUGGCUGAGUCUGCGACCGGCGCAACUGCUGCUGAAGACACUGAGACUAAGGAGACGGAUGACGCAGAGGCUGCUCAACCAGAGACAAACGGCGCAACCCCUGCCGACAAGAAGUCUUCGUCGCGGAGAAAGUCAUCCACUGUCGCUGAACACAAGGGGAAGAAGCUCAACAAGAAGAAGUCCAUGUCCAAAAUCACUCAUCUCGAUGCCCAACCAGGCGACUACUAUCUUGCUAGGCUGAAAGGGUAUCCCCCUUGGCCGUCAAUCAUCGCAGAUGAAGAUAUGCUUCCUGAUAUUAUGAUUAACACAAGACCUGUGACCACCAAGAAGGCCGACGGAACCUACAACGAAGCUUAUGCAGACGGCGGCAAGAAAAUGAGUGAACGAACAUUCCCUAUCAUGUUUUUAGGCACGAAUGAAUUUGUGUGGAUCCACAACACCGACCUAGCUCCAUUGACGCCCGAUGAAUGCAAGGAUAUCCCGGAGAAGGGCAAAGGCAAGGCUCUCCUCGCCGCAUACAAGAUCGCUGCCGAAGGCCACGACCUACAAUACUUCAAGAACAUGCUUGAUGAGCACGCAGCAGCUUUGCAAGCUGAGAUCGAUGCGAAGGAGGCCCGAGAGGCCGAGAAAGUUGCCAAAGCUGAGAAGAAGAAACGCAAGAGCGAAGCCAAGGCCGAGGUCGAGGAUGUCGACAUGGAAGAUGCUGAUGUCGACGUUGAGCCCAAGAAAUCUUCCAAAAAGCGUAAGAAGGAGGUCGACGAGGAGGAAGACGAAGAUGAGAAGCCUGCGAAGACUCCGAAGACCACCAAGAUCAAGUUGACCACCAGCAAGACACCCAAGACUGAGGAGAAGAAGCCCAAGGAGAAGGCAACCAAGGCCAGAUCGGAGAAGAGGAAGUCUCGAGCCGCUCAAGAGGAUGAAGAGAUGGCAGACGCGGUCGAACCGGAGCCAGAGGAAAAGCCUCUGGACCCAGUCGAGGCACGCAAGGCCCGUGAGAAAGAAGUGCUCUUCCUCCGCCACAAGCUGCAGAAAGGGUUCUUGUCCAGAGACCAGGCUCCUCAAGAAGAUGAGAUGCCAAUGAUGGCUACGUAUAUCAAGAAGCUCGAAGGCUACGCGGAUUUGGAAGUCAGCAUCAUUCGAACCACCAAGAUCAACAAGGUUCUGAAAGCCUUGAUCAAGCUCAACACCAUUCCAAGAGAUGAAGAGUUCCAGUUCCGAAAGCGCUCUGUAGAUCUUUUGAGCCAGUGGAACAAGAUUCUUGGUGCAGAGCCAGCGGAUGGCGAUGCUGCUGGCGACAAGGAUACUGCCACGAACGGUGUUCACGACGAAAAAUCCGAAGAAGCUCCCGAGGAAGACAAGAAAGAAGAGUCUUCUGCUCCUUCUGAAAAGCCUGCUGAGGCUGCUGAGGAGAAGCCAACAGCUGAGCCUGAGGCAGAAGAACCCGUGGCGGAUGCGGAGCCAGAAAAAGCUGAUGCUGAAGUGCCAAAGCCUGCAGAAGCCGAAGAACCCGUGAAGGCGAAUGAUGCGGCGCCUGAAACCGAAGAGAAGGCCCCAGAAUCAGCAGCGGCUGCGACAGAGGCUGCCGACGUUGUCAAGGCUGCCGAGUGA